Molecule: messenger RNA, 1444 nt
Organism: Cephus cinctus (wheat stem sawfly)
Lineage: Eukaryota; Metazoa; Arthropoda; Insecta; Hymenoptera; Cephidae
Gene: mRpL3
Product: 39S ribosomal protein L3, mitochondrial
Exons: 7
Coding region: 107-1234 (375 amino acids)
Biological process (GO): translation
Cellular component (GO): ribosome; mitochondrial large ribosomal subunit
Molecular function (GO): structural constituent of ribosome
Source: RefSeq, a predicted model, not a curated record
GAAGUACAAAAAAGGUACAUUUGCGAGGUUAAUUCUACAAGCAUGGUGUAUCACUGAACUAUGCCUAUUUUCAUUUAAUUAUUGAUACCGUAUUUAAUUUCGCAAAAUGUCUCUUAUCUUAAAAACAUUGACCAGUAUACAAUCAUUCAGUAACUUAUUGAAACCUGGAAUCGAAGUUACAACCCUUGCCAAACGUGGAGCCAAGCGUUUAAAUCCGUAUCCUAAAAAGCGACAUCCUGGAUGGUUGCCGAGGCCAACUCAUGUUCUUUAUAAAGAUGAUAUCACACCAGAGAAUACAAAAUUCAUUAAGGAAGUAGUCGAAACUAGAUUUGGCAAACCAGAUGUAGGGCUUGGUAUGCAGUCUAAAAGUAUUUCGCCACUUCGUAAUGAACCCAUUGAACCUCAGACUGAAUGGAAGGAAGGAAUGCGUCGCACUGGAGUAAUUGCUAAAAAAAUUGGAGUUUAUCCCAUGUGGCUAAAGGAUGGUACAAAAGUUCUAUCCACGCUAUUGCAGGUGAUCGACAACCAUGUCAUAAGGUACAUGUCUCCAGAAGAAUAUGCUCCUGUUAUUCAACGGAACAAUAUCCGCAAUCGUUUAGGUUGUUUAAUUGUAGGAGCAGAAAGUAUGGACCCACAAUUAUUUACUAAGGAAUAUUGUGGAGUAUUCAACGAGUCAGGUGUAUUACCAAAACGUAUGCUAGGCCGUUUUCUAAUUUCUCCAAAUGCGGCAUUACAACCAGGAACCCCUCUCUAUGCUGCACAUUUCAAACCAGGUGACUAUGUUGACAUCCGUGGCAAAACGAUCGACAGAGGAUUUCAAGGUGUUAUGAAGAGAUGGGGUUUCAAAGGUAUGCCUGCUAGCCAUGGAGUUACCAAGACUCAUCGAAGAGGAGGAAAUAUUGGUUCUGGUGGCACAAAAGCUCGUGUUAUGCCAGGCACAAAGAUGCCAGGACACAUGGGAAAUCGCUGGCGUGUAUUUCGUGGGAUUCGAAUCUUACGAAUAAAUACUAAGUACAACGUUAUCUGGGCUCUUGGACCGCACAUUCCUGGUGAAACCAACAGCCUACUGUAUAUGUACGAUACGGUACUACCUACAAGAAAACCUUCUACCGCACCGCAUUUCCCUACGUAUCUUCCAUCUAUCCAGGAAAAUCCUGUGGAAGAGGAACUGUGGGCAGAAGACGUGCAUCGUUUCGACGAUCCCUGCAUAGAAUUUAUAGAGGAAACAAAGUAAGUUAUUACGUGGUGAAAAAGUGAAAACACUCAUGAUAUACCUUCAUCGUAUUCACUGUUUCCAUCAUCAUCUGAAGAUUGUAUAACGGUUGAUGACGGAGGACUACUGCACCUACAGCAUAUUCAUACUAGACUUUUAUUCGUGUUGUGUUGCGCCUUCUUACAGAACGUCCAUAAUAUGGAAUUAUACUAAUAAAGAGUAGUUAAUCGA